AUGGAGAUAGACUUUCUUGAUAAGAUUGGUGGUGACGAUGCUGACUGCAAUUUACUUUCAGAUGGUACCUUUGAAAUUGUACUUGGUGCCUUUGCAACAGUGACCACUGGAGAUGUUAUUUCGUUUUAUCAGGAUCCAUCUAAAGGUGACUCUUCUCCAACUGUGGACGUUCCUGUUGCUUCAGGUUCAUUUAUUCCAGCACAACCUACAGCCAUUCUCUUUGUUGAAAAGAAUGUUGUGUCGUCAUGUGAUCGAGUAGUAUUGGAUGCUUCAGCCUCGGCCACAUUGGACGGUAGAAAAUUGCAAUAUUCUUGGUCUGCGUCAACAGCUCCCUCGAGCGAUAUGCUUUAUUUCCUCAAUGAACGUUUCUCUCAAUGGAAAUACUCGAUUAUGACCUUUGAUGCUUCACUUCUUGAAACAGGCACCUAUACAGUAGAAGUAACAGUUCAAAGUUCAUUCAAUACAUUCUCCAAACAAUCUAUUUCGUUUGAUGUCAUUGGAAAUGCUGUGCCAACAAUUUCUCUGAAAGAAGGAUUGAGUCCAACAGUCAAUAUUGGUUCUCUCGCGUUAAUCAACGCUCACAUUCGAUUCCCACUGUGCUACAAUGGCAAUCCAAGAUUAACCAGAUGGAAUUACACCAUGGAUGAGACCAAAUCUUCAGCUGCCAAUGUUGACAUUAAAUUCAGAGAUGGAAUUUUAGUAUUUGGACCAAGUUAUACCGUACUUCCCAUUGAGGGAGAUUAUUAUUUUUCUGUGACAGCUCAAGCAGAUAGAGCUCAACCUGUUUCAUUACAAUUUAAGGUAACAGCUGUUGCAAAACCAUUGCUUGUGAAAUUUGACAUCUUUGACGUCACUCAAUCCACUGACGAAGUGUUAUCGUUCAAUGUUUUGACACUAGAUCCAAGUGCCACCAGUGAUACCUCCACACUCAACAUUUCAUGCUUUGAUUUAGUCAACGCAGUAGAUUGUGCGAACCUUCCCUCACCUAUACAGACGCCAUUCUCGAGCAAGCUUUUGGAAGGCAAGUACAAAUUCACAGCUACCUACAGUAAAGGUGUAAGAAGUAAUAGCGCCUCCUUAACUGUUACUGUGGUGAAUAUGGCCAGAGACGCAAUGAUCCGAGUGUCCAUAGUGGCCAUGUCCGUUGGCAUGUCGAAUCAAGUGGCUGACAUGACUGCUGUUGAUCCUUCGAAAGAUUUGGUUCUUCUAUCCAG
This is a messenger RNA of Naegleria lovaniensis, 1214 nucleotides long. RefSeq lists its product as uncharacterized. NCBI's taxonomy places the organism in Eukaryota, Heterolobosea, Eutetramitea, Acrasida, Naegleriidae. The annotation marks the transcript as partial. The record is from RefSeq and is a predicted model, not a curated record. The transcript has 2 exons.